Molecule: messenger RNA, 975 nt
Organism: Anthonomus grandis grandis
Lineage: Eukaryota; Metazoa; Arthropoda; Insecta; Coleoptera; Curculionidae
Gene: AlkB
Product: nucleic acid dioxygenase ALKBH1
Biological process (GO): oxidative RNA demethylation
Cellular component (GO): cytoplasm; nucleus
Molecular function (GO): ferrous iron binding; oxidative RNA demethylase activity; broad specificity oxidative DNA demethylase activity
Source: RefSeq, a predicted model, not a curated record
AUGGAUCCUGCUAAUUUGGUGCCAGACAAUAAGGACUGGCUUUUGUUUAUUAAAAACCCAUUUACUGUUCUGGGGCAGAGGUACUGAACCAUCAGGUGCCUUAAAUACUACUCUAAGAAACCAAAUAUAGCAUGGACUAAUAAAGAUUUGUGAGUAACAAUGUGCCUCUAUUAAAUAAACAAGUGGAUCACUAAUUGGAAUACUAAAGUUGAUUCAGAAAGUAAUAGGGGCAAAUUUCCAAAGGAUCUUAGAGAUAUGACAGCAUUUAUAAGCAGGGUAUUGGGUUUAAACAGCUUCUCUGCAGAGGCAGCCAUAGUCAACUACCACCACAUGGACUCGACUCUUUCAGGACAUACAGACCAUUCAGAGAGAAACCUUCAAGCCCCUCUGUUCUCAUUUAGUUUUGGACAAACGCUGUUAGGAGGAAAAACUAUUGAUAAUAUUGCUAUUCCUAUGUUCCUAUGCAGUGGGGACAUAAUAAUAAUGGGCAAAGAGCCCAGACUUUGCUAUCAUGGAGUGCCAAAGAUACUACAAAUGGAUUCAAGGAUGUGGGGCAAUUUGAAUAUUGAUAAUGAGAAAAAUAUACCUAAAGAUUACAGGGAUGUCCUCAGGAUAUCCAAAGAUGAGGCACUAUGGAAACCUUUUGGGGAUUAUUUGACUCAUUCGAGGAUUAACAUUAAUGUCCGGCAAGUAUUGUACGAUGGAGAGAAGCAGCUAACAUAAGACUGAGAAGAUAUUUAUUUACAGUGGAGCCAUUACUGACCAAUAUUGUGUGGUUGUAAUCAAUUACAUUAUGCAUUUUUUUGCAUAUUUAUGUUCAUUACUGUGUCUUCAUUAUUAAAAGUAUAUGUAGCAAUAUAAUAUAGUCUGAAAUGUAUUUGUUUAUAUUAAACAAUGUUUGUUAAAUAAUGUUAUGUUAUUUAAACCUUGAUGAGGUCAGUUAGUGCUUGCAUGUAAGUGAAAUUCUUUAUUAAU